Messenger RNA from Sclerotinia borealis F-4128, 2106 nucleotides. NCBI's taxonomy places the organism in Eukaryota, Fungi, Ascomycota, Leotiomycetes, Helotiales, Sclerotiniaceae. The record is from the annotation of a GenBank genome assembly.
AUGUCUGAACUCACAAAACGAUCCACUCCUCAACGCCAACAAUCUCAGAUUGCAAGUAAAAUUGACAACGCGCGAGAGCGUCUUCGCCAGCUCCGUCGCGAACUUCUUAAUAACUUUAAUCCACUUCGCAAGUUUCAACAUCAAAAUAUCGAAAUCAUCCCUUCCCCAUUUUUACAUCGUCAGGAUCCAUGGUCAGGAUCCUCACCAUUAAUAUUCGAGACACCUUUCUACCAAAGCAUGGAGACCAACAGAAUGCCUGCUAUGAGUUACAGUCCAGUCAUGGAUGGCUCAGCAGAUACCAGGAAACCGCGCGCAGUACAAUCGCAGCCUUGUGUCUCUGCAAUAUUCGUACACGCUGGUGCAGGUUAUCACAGCACUACAAAUGAGCACAUUCACUUGGGAGCGUGUAACGAUGCUGCUCGCGCAGCGAUGCGAAUCCUCAAAGCGGGCGGCUCAGCUGUUGAUGCAGUCGAAGCUGCCAUCAAAGUUCUUGAAGAUAAGGAAAUUACUAAUGCUGGAUAUGGCAGUAAUUUAUCAAUUGAAGGUAUCGUUGAAUGUGAUGCAACAGUAGUAGAUCAUUUGGGGAGAAGUGGUGCCUGCGGCGCAACCGCCCAAAUCAAGAACCCUGUCAGUCUGGCCCGAUUGAUCUUGGAAGCCUCGAGUCGACCAUUGUCUUUAAGAAGAGUCCCGCCCAACCUUCUCGUCGGCCAAGGAGCGACGGACUUCGCGUGGGAACACGGCAUACCAAUAGUACCACAUGAUAUGAUGUGCUCUAAAAAUGCUCGCGAAAGAUAUAUUCGUUGGCGUGAAGAUUUGCGUCGUGCUGAGGGUGGUCGCAUGACACCAACAAGUGCACAUAGCAGCCAAGCUGCCGAUGACGAAGUUGCCGUUCGGGAAUAUGAGGAACGUGUGAGAGCAAAACAACGUCGAGACCAUACCAACGCACUUAUGACCGGCACGUGGAAUGAAGGGCAGCCUGAUUCUCCUUCAACAUCAUCCCCAGGCCGAGCAUGUCCUCAAGAAUGCGGUCCAUAUUCGCCACGUCCAGGUACUCCUCCUAGCCGAGGCUACUUUCAAAUGAGCACACCAGGCCGUGGAGCUUCUCGCUCUCCAGUUAGCACCACACCCGCAAAACGUGCACGACUUGCAGCACUUAGUGAUGGAAGCCCGGGACGUGUUCAUUCUCUUCUAUCCCCGAGCAUUACUACUAGCGGCAUGUUCAGCGAGCCAAAUGUAUCUUUAACGACUGGAGCGUCUACUAUAGAGAGGCCAUCAAGUACAGACGGUCAAUUCUCGCCAACAGAUCAGGACAAAGUCAUUGAGAUGUAUGCCGCGCCAUUGGAUCUCGCCCAAGAGGGAACAAUCGAAGGUCCUCAUGAGUCUACUCCAGAACCUAAUCUCCAAAAGGAAGACGUGGAUUUGAUCACUGAUACCGUUGGAGCUAUUGCUAUUGACAUGUAUGGUCGUAUUGCUGCAGCAUCUUCUUCAGGUGGAAUUGGGAUGAAACAUCGUGGCCGUGUUGGUCCUGCUGCUCUCGUAGGCAUCGGUACCGCUGUGGUUCCUUGCGACGAGAAAGAUGAAGAUCAGAUAUCAGUUGCUGCGGUUACCAGUGGCACGGGAGAGCAUAUGGCAACUACCAUGGCUUCACAGAAAUGUGCUGACAGACUUUACCACAACACCAGACGAGCUCGUGGUGGUCAAGACAUGGAAGCUAACGAAGAUGAAGCUAUGGAAUCAUUUGUUCAAGCUGAUUUCAUGGGACAUCCUGGUGUCUGUGGUAGUAACUCUGCCGGUGCGAUCGGUGUCAUGGCUGUCAAGAAGACAGCGUAUGGAUACUUUCUUCACUUCGCCCAUAACACAGACUCAUUUGCCUUGGCAUCUUACGCUUCAAAUGAGAAAGAUGCCAAAUGUGUCAUGUCCCGUCUCGGAGAUCAUGGCAACAUCGUCCGAGGAGGCCGAAAGUCUUCUCCUUUGAGUUGCAAGACUCAAGUGGUUGAGUUGUUUGGCUUCAUCAUUAAUUUUCUUGACUUGCGCAAUUACGUUACACACGAAUGGGAUAUUGCUUUGACGACAAAGGGAGCUUAUGAAAUUAUGAUUAUGAAUUGA